This is a messenger RNA of Folsomia candida, 1722 nucleotides long. RefSeq names its product AH receptor-interacting protein. NCBI's taxonomy places the organism in Eukaryota, Metazoa, Arthropoda, Collembola, Entomobryomorpha, Isotomidae. Gene Ontology annotation, molecular function: peptidyl-prolyl cis-trans isomerase activity; protein binding. The transcript is spliced from 5 exons. The record is from RefSeq and is a predicted model, not a curated record. Bases 282 to 1316 code for a protein of 344 amino acids.
UCUUGAGGCUGCGAGCUCCUGGCCAUGAGCAGAUCAACGAGUUUCCUCCAGUUCACUCAUAGAGUUUUAUUAAUAUGAGUUCACUCAACAACACAUGUGAUUCACUUGAUAAAAAAAGAGAUCAACUUUUACAUCAAUCUGACAAGGAAAUCAGUCGGGUUACUGACCGAAUGUGAUUCUAUCUAUUCUCAGCUGUUGAUUCGAAUGCGUCGCACACGGGGCUAAAUAUCGAUUUGUUAUUAUUGCAUAAAUUGUAAUAAAGUUAAUCGUAAGUAAAGACGAUGAAGUUGCCGGCCGAUGUUGCUAAAACAAUCUUGGCGGAGGGUCGUCUCGGCCCGAAAGAUCUCCUUCCUCCAUAUCCGGAUGGGACAAAGGUCGAUUUCAAUUUCAAAACUUGUAUCGUCACUGAUGAAGGGGUGGAUGUGGAGGGCCCCGCACUGGACGAUACCCGGUGUAUGGCACAGCCCAUGACUCUAAUUAUUGGGAAACAGUUCAAAAUGCCAGUUUGGGAAUUAAUGGUUCACACCAUGAUUCCGGGUCAGGUGGCGAGAUUUGUCGUUCCGAAACAUUACGUCACCUCGUACCCCAUGGUGUCCAAAGCUAUCCGUGAGUCUGCAUCUGGUGAGCGAAGUCACACCCACCACUGUUGCGGAAUGAUGUCACAAGGGAUUGGAUUUCCAGAUUUGGACAAACUGAUGCAAGCACCGCAAGAUUUGAGCUUCCUUUUUGAAUUGCUGAGCGUGUCCCCUCCCGGUGGGUAUGAACGGGAAACAUGGCAACUGACCGAAUCGGAGAAACUAGCCUCCGUCCCACUCCUCCAAACCGAAGGAAAUGCACUCUUCUCUGGAGGGGAUUUUCGCGGUGCGGAACGCAAGUAUUUUACUGCGAUCUCCCAUCUUGAACAACUUAUUCUCAAGGAACACCCCUCCAGUUCGGAGGCGAAAGAGCUUGAGAGCCAAAAGGUCCCACUCCUCCUGAACUAUGCCCUCUGUCUCAUGAAGAGGGAUGAAGUAUACGAGGCCAUCACCCAUCUCGACACCGCACUCAAACUCCAGCCGGACAAUGUGAAGGGCUAUUUCCGCCGGGGCCAGUGCCAUCAAUCAGUCGGUGACUACAGGGAAGCGCGAUCUGACUUCGCACAAGCACUCCAGCUCGACCCUUCUCUCCAUGGAACGGUGGCUACACUGGAGCAACAAAUGGUUGCGGAACAGCGACGGAGAGAUGAGGUGGAUAAGAACAAGUACAAGAGGAUUUUUCAGGAAGAGCUAGCCGAGAAUAAAGGAGCGAAUAACAACAACAACAGCAACAACAAUUAAUUUUGACUAAACAGAUUACAUCAGAUGAUACAUCAUUCCAGAUAUUUGAAAAAACGAAUACCUUCCAUUUAACAAGAGUGAAGAUGAAGAAAUUAGUCCCACCGAACAAAACGAAAACCAAACAAACAAAGUCAGCAUUACAUCCUAACUUAAAACAUUUUAGUCCAACCAACCAAACAAAUUAUCAGUUUAAAGAUAUCCAUAAUUGAAUUAUUAUGUUAUUAUUUAUCAUUGUCUUAUUAUGAUUAUAUUGAUCAUCAUGGUUUUAAAACAUAUAUAUGUAAACAUAUACUUAUAUAGCCAAAUAGUUGCAGUUCAACCAGAGUCCAUUGACUGUGUCCAAGAAAAGAAUACAGUCAAUGGACUCCAACUAAAAGUGAAUAAAUUAUAUCAAUCUAUGCAUCAA